This is a messenger RNA of Sodiomyces alkalinus F11, 1386 nucleotides long. RefSeq names its product NAD(P)-binding protein. The transcript is spliced from 2 exons. The coding region runs from base 1 to 1386 and encodes 461 amino acids. NCBI's taxonomy places the organism in Eukaryota, Fungi, Ascomycota, Sordariomycetes, Glomerellales, Plectosphaerellaceae. The record is from RefSeq and is a predicted model, not a curated record.
AUGGGACCACCCGCUAGUGCUGUGCCCGAGCGAAAGGGUUCCGACCCGGGCCAAGCCUCCCGGCAGUCCAACGCGAUACCACCUCCCCAGUUUCCCACACACAACUCCCCGCGGACCUGGUUCGUAACCCACGCCCUCUCACCCCUGGUCGUCCGCCUCAUCCGCCUUCUCCUGGCCCAUGGGGACUAUGUCGUGGCCUGUCUCCCUCCCCACGAGAUGGAGGAUGACGAUCGGAGCGCCGAUUUCCGCGACCUCGUCACCGAGUGCAAGUCGAUCUCCCGCCGCGACCGCGAAGGUUGGAAAGACCGUCUGCGAGCCAUCCGCUGCGACGGUCGCGAGUCCGGCCAGUGCAUCGCCGCCGUCGCUGAGGCCCACUCCGUCUUCGGCCGCAUCGACAUCCUCCUCUGCUGCGGCUGCGACUCCAUCGUCGGCACCGUCGAGGAGCUCACCGCAGGACCCCCCGUCGUCCGCAACCUCGUCCGUGACCAGUUUGAGACCAUCUUCUUCGCCCACAUCAACUUCAUCAAGGCCGCCCUGCCCCGCCUCCGCGCCCAGCACACCGGCCAUAUCAUCGCCCUUACCUCCAUCGGCGGCCACAUUGGCACCCCCGGCUUCCCCAUCUCCACCUCCGCCACCUGGGCCCUCGAGGGCUACUGCGACUCCCUUGCCUACGAGGUCGCCCCUUUUAAUAUCAAAGUCACCAUCGUUCAGCCCAACAAGGAGGUCCAGACCCUCACCAACCGCAUCGUCUUUGCCCCGCCUCUUCCCACCACCUAUAUCACCACUAACAUUGCCACCACACCCACCCCGGCCACCACCACUGCUGCUGCUGCUGCUGCUGCUGCUGCUACUGCCAGCACUACCUCUGUGGCUGGCACUUCCGCUCUUCCUCCCACCGCCGUUGCAACCACGACCGCUGUCGACCCGGAUGCAGAUGUCGACCCAGACGUCGACCCAGAUGCCGACCUCCCCGACGCCCCCGACCUCCCCGACGUCCCUCAGGCCCCCAGCGUCCGCGACAUGCUCACCGAAGUCCUUAACGCGAACCCGGACACCGCCCUCGACCCCGACUCGACCGACACCAUCCAGUACCGGUACCCGCGUCUGCCCCCGGAGGCCAUCGACCGCCUCGUCACCGAGACAGUCCACGCCCUCGUCGCCAUCGGCGGCCACGAGAACCCGCCCGCGCGCCACAUCGUCGGCUUCGAGGGCAGCACCGCCGUCAAGGAGAAGCUCAAGACAGUUACAGAGGAACUCGAGGACUUUGUCGAAGCAAGCGUGGCCGUUGAUAUUUUCGAGAGCGAGCUAAAGUCCGAGGCCAGAGCCGGCGGAAGGCGCGCCGUCGAGUCAUCCCCUGCUGCGCCGGGGUCAACUACGUCGGGAUAA